GGGCCGAGGGCAGAGGCGGGACCGAGCGGCAGGCCGCGGGUCUCCCCUGCCCGGCCAGGCCCUGCGACCUUAGGAUAAUACACUUCCAGCCGCUUUUUCCAUGGACGCACAAGCAGACCGUAUUUGUGCAGACCCUAGAUCGUGAGGUGCCGUAACAUCCUUGGCCAAAGGAUGCAUUACGGGCAUACCCGUGGCUUCGCGUAUUUUCCUGCGUCCUUUGUAUUGGCCGCACUGGACUGCGUUCGUGUGCGCCAGGCUGACCGCCGCAUCCAUCCCCGGGGCCUGGCCCGGGCUGUACGUGCAGUUUGUUGAGUGACCGGACUGUGAUUUACUUCGUGGAUGCCGCGCCGCGCCCCGCUCCCCCGCUGUCGGUGAACUUGCAGGCUAUUUUGCCAACCAUGGCAUCUGGAGAUGACAGUCCUAUCUUUGAAGAUGACGAAAGCCCUCCUUAUAGCCUGGAAAAAAUGACGGAUCUCGUAGCCGUUUGGGAUGUUGCUUUAAGUGACGGAGUCCAUAAGAUUGAAUUUGAACAUGGGACCACAUCAGGCAAACGAGUGGUAUAUGUAGAUGGGAAGGAAGAGAUAAGAAAAGAAUGGAUGUUCAAAUUAGUGGGCAAAGAAACCUUCUGCGUUGGAGCUGCAAAGACAAAAGCAACGAUAAAUAUAGAUGCUAUCAGUGGAUUUGCAUAUGAAUAUACUCUGGAAAUUAAUGGGAAGAGUCUCAAGAAGUAUAUGGAGAACAGGUCAAAAACCACCAAUACUUGGGUAUUACAUUUGGAUGGUGAGGACUUUAGAAUCGUUUUGGAAAAAGACACUAUGGACGUAUGGUGUAAUGGUAAAAGAAUGGAGACAGCAGGUGAGUUUGUAGAUGACGGGACUGAAACUCACUUCAGUGUUGGGAACCAUGACUGUUACAUAAAGGCUGUCAGUAGUGGGAAGCGGAAAGAAGGGAUUAUCCAUAGUCUCAUUGUGGAUGAUAGAGAAAUUCCGGAGAUUCUUGAAUGACUUCAUGAUGGUGCAUUUUAAUCUUAAGAAGUAAAGAUCAAGACUUUUAAAUUACUGUGGUAAUUAAAUAUGUUCAAGAUGUACUUUUUAGUACACUUAGUCUCCCAACUGUUUAGUUUUUAGUUACUUAAAACGGUAAUAUUCCAAGGGUCAAAAAAAAAUUAUGUACAAUCAUAAAAAUUGCAAUUUAUUUUGUAAAUAAUGUAAAGUGUUUUAAAGCCAAAUGGA
Molecule: messenger RNA, 1232 nt
Organism: Neofelis nebulosa (Clouded leopard)
Lineage: Eukaryota; Metazoa; Chordata; Mammalia; Carnivora; Felidae
Gene: FAIM
Product: Fas apoptotic inhibitory molecule
Exons: 6
Coding region: 399-1004 (201 amino acids)
Biological process (GO): positive regulation of neurogenesis; canonical NF-kappaB signal transduction; negative regulation of extrinsic apoptotic signaling pathway via death domain receptors
Source: RefSeq, a predicted model, not a curated record